GGCCCUGGUGUCUAUAGGGACGUGUAGGGGGAGGUCCCUGUCCCCUAUGGAGUGGUGAUAGGGCUGGGGGAGGUCCCCUGCCCCUAAAGGGAUGUGUACAGCCCCCUUCCCCCCCCCCCCCCCACAACUACCCCUAUGGAGCCUCCGGGGGAGGGGGGGCCCUGCCCUCUAUACGGGUAUGUGCAUGGGGGGGGGAGGGGGCCUGUCCCCUAUGGGGUGGGUGAACCCCCCCCCCCCCCCGCAGAGCUCGCCGGAGCCGCCGGAGCACCCUGGAGCCGGAGCGCCGGAGCCCAGCGGGGCCCCCUCCGCCCUCCCCAUGGCUUGACGUUCCCCGCCGAGCCGGCCGCUUUCCGGAGCGGAAAAGCGCCGGAACCGGGACCGCCGGCGGCCGGGCCCCAUUUCGGCGGCCUCGACGGGGGGGGGGGACCCCAGCGAGCCCCCUCCCCCCGGCGCCGGCCAGGAGUCGGGCCGGGCUCGCCGGCGUCCGGGUCCAUGGCGGCAGCGGCGGCGGCGUGAGCGGGGCCGGUGAAGGAUGCUGAAGAAGAGCAGCUUGGCGCUGUGGGGGGCGGCGCUCUUCGUCGCCUGGAACGGCCUGCUGCUCCUCUUCCUCUGGAGCCGCCCGGCGGGCCCCGGCGCCGCCGAGCACGGGCGCCUGACGGAGGAGGUGAUCCGCCUGGCGCAGGAUGCCGAGGCCGAGCUGGAGCGGCAGAAGGAGCUGCUGCGCCAGAUCCACCGCUACAGCGGGCUGUGGGGCCGGCGCCGGCGCCCGCCGGCGCCCACCAGCCCCCCGGCGCCGCCGCCGCCACCACCGUCGUCGCCCGCCGCCUCCGUCGUCCUGCCGGUGCUGGUGAUGGCCUGCGACCGCAGCACGGUGCGUCGCUGCCUGGACAAGCUGCUGCGUUACCGGCCUUCGCCCGAACGCUUCCCCGUCAUCGUGAGCCAGGACUGCGGGCACGCCGAGACGGCGCGGGUCAUCGCCUCGUACGGCGACGCCGUGGCCCACAUCCGGCAGCCCGACCUCAGCGACAUCCCGGUGCCCGCCGAGCACCGCAAGUUCCAGGGUUACUACAAAAUCGCCCGGCACUACCGCUGGGCCCUGGGACAAGUUUUCCGCACUUUCCGCUACCGGGCCGCCAUCGUGGUGGAGGACGACCUGGAAGUGGCGCCGGAUUUUUUCGAGUAUUUCCAAGCCGCUUUCCCGCUGCUCCUGGCCGACCGCAGCCUCUGGUGCGUCUCGGCGUGGAACGACAACGGCAAGGAGCAGAUGGUGGACGCCGGGCAGGCCGAGCUGCUCUACCGAACCGAUUUCUUCCCGGGUCUCGGUUGGUUGUUGCUGGCCGAACUGUGGGACGAACUGGAACCCAAGUGGCCCCGGGCGUUUUGGGACGAUUGGAUGCGGCAGCCCGAGCAGCGCCGGGGCCGCUCGUGCGUGCGCCCGGAGGUGUCGCGCACCAUGACGUUCGGCCGCAAAGGCGUGAGCCACGGGCAGUUCUUCGACCAGUACCUGAAGUUCAUCAAGCUCAACGACCGCUUCGUGCCUUUCACCCGGCUCGACCUCUCCUACCUCAAGAAGGAGGAGUACGAACGCUCGUUCCUGCCCCGGGUCUACGCGGCGCCGGAGGUGCGGGUCGAAGAGCUGCAGGGCAACCGGCGCCGCGAGCUGGGCGCCGUGCGGGUGCAGUACACGGGCCGCGACUCCUUCAAAGCCUUCGCCAAGGCCCUGGGCCUCAUGGACGACCUCAAGUCCGGCGUGCCCCGCGCCGGCUACCGCGGCAUCGUCAGCUUCGUCUACCGCGGCCGGCGCGUCUACCUGGCGCCGCCCUCGGACUGGACGGGCUACGACCCGAGCUGGAGUUAGCGGCGUCCCUGCUCCCCCACUUUGUGUUUCUUUUUUUUUUUUUUUCCUCCUUCCUCCAUUUUUUUUUUUUUUUUUGCCCCCUCGGGUU
Messenger RNA from Rhea pennata, 1946 nucleotides. RefSeq names its product alpha-1,3-mannosyl-glycoprotein 2-beta-N-acetylglucosaminyltransferase (gene MGAT1). Lineage: Eukaryota; Metazoa; Chordata; Aves; Rheiformes; Rheidae. Bases 533 to 1858 code for a protein of 441 amino acids. Gene Ontology annotation, biological process: protein N-linked glycosylation. Gene Ontology annotation, molecular function: alpha-1,3-mannosylglycoprotein 2-beta-N-acetylglucosaminyltransferase activity. Gene Ontology annotation, cellular component: Golgi apparatus. The transcript is spliced from 3 exons. The record is from RefSeq and is a predicted model, not a curated record.